UAUCUUUAAAAAAAUAUGGAACCACAAAGAGGAAAAUCUUAUAAUAUGUGGCAAGCGGCAACGAACAUUUUGAUGGACGCAGGUUGUCUGACUUGAGAAGAACCUGGAAACAGAAACAUAGAUGAUGGAACGAGAAACAUCUCCGAACCAUACUUUGAUGCUGAUUUUGUUGCUUGUGAACUUUGUCGUAGGAGUGCUGAGUGCUGAUAAUUAUCAGAGAGAUGACUUCCCUGUUGAUUUUGCUUUCGGUUCCGGUACCUCUGCUUAUCAGGUUGAAGGAGCUGCUAACGAAGAUGGAAGAACUCCUAGCAUCUGGGAUAGCUUUGCCAACGCUGGCUCCGGGUAUGGAGAUGUAGCCUGUGAUGGGUACCACAAAUAUAAGGAAGAUGUGCGGCUUAUGGUGGAAACAGGACUUGAUGCCUAUAGAUUUUCUAUUUCAUGGUCCAGACUGUUACCAAAUGGCAGAGGACCCGUCAAUCCCAAAGGAUUACAGUACUACAACAACCUCAUCAAUGAACUCAUCAGCAAUGGAAUCCUACCACAUGCCACGCUAUACAACAGUGAUCUUCCACAGGCACUUGAAGAUGAAUAUGGAGGAUGGCUUAAUCGUGACAUCAUAAGAGACUUCACAGACUAUGCGGAUGUGUGUUUUAGAGAAUUUGGUGACAGAGUCUUGUAUUGGAGCACUAUCAACGAGCCUAAUGUUUUUGCCCUUGGUGGUUAUGAUCAGGGAACAAUCCCGCCUCAACGAUGUUCUCCCCCAUUUUGUGUUAGAAAGGGCGCUAGGGGUAAUUCAACCUAUGAGGCCUACUUGGCAGUUCAUCAUAUUUUGUUAGCACAUUCUUCAGCUGCAAAAUUGUACAGGAGAAAGUACAGGGACAAACAACAUGGAUUUGUUGGUAUCUCUCUCUAUACAGUAGGGGCUUUUCCUGUAACAAAUACAGAAAAAGACAAGAUAGCAUCUCAAAGAGUCCGUGAUUUUUUUAGUGGUUGGAUUAUGGAACCCUUACUGCAUGGAGACUAUCCCAUUUCUAUGAAGACAAAUGCUGGGGAAAGAAUUCCAACCUUCACAAAUCGUGAAUCUGAUCAAGUUAAGGGUUCAUAUGACUUUAUAGGCAUCAUUCACUAUUGCAAUGUUAAUGUCACAGACAAUUCUGAUGCACUGAAUAUCAAAGUGAGAGAUGUCUAUGCAGACAUGGCUGCAACACUCGGUACACCGGGUGUGUUAACCAAUGAAGAGUACCCCAUCACACCUUGGGGUUUACGGGAAGAACUGGAAAAAUUCAAGCUGCUUUAUGGCAAUCCCCCUAUAUUCAUUUAUGAAAAUGGUCAACGGACAGCAAGAAAUUCGUCACUGCAAGACGUGUCAAGGGUGAAAUACUUGCAUGGUUAUAUUGGGGCCGUGCUUGAUGCCUUGAGGGAUGGAUCAAAUAUAAAGGGGUAUUUUGCAUGGUCUUUUAUGGACUUGCUUGAGUUGCUGGAUGGAUACGAAUCGAGCUUUGGCCUAUACUAUGUUGACAGGGACGAUCCAGAGUUGAAGAGAUACCCAAAGCUCUCAGCAAAAUGGUAUAGCAGGUUUUUGAAGGGUAGAAGCACCUCUAUAGUUGAAACUAUUGAGCUUCAGAAGGAUGAAUCACUUGUUUCUGUUAGACACUUAUUUGAGUAGGUUUUUAAACUUAUUUGUGAGACCAUCAAUUCAAUUGCAUGGUUGUGUUCCUAGGCCUACCUAUGCUUUACAUAUAUGAUAUGUAGACAAAGUCGUUCGAAUCUUGUUGUAAUUUUUCUUACUAAUAAAAAAAAACUGCAAAAUGUGUUUCAGUGAGUUACAUGUUUUUCUUUUU
Cajanus cajan (pigeon pea) is the source of this 1841-nucleotide messenger RNA. The record is from RefSeq and is a predicted model, not a curated record. Lineage: Eukaryota; Viridiplantae; Streptophyta; Magnoliopsida; Fabales; Fabaceae.